UCUACACCAUAGGUUUGUUUAAGACGCGUAAACAAACUUUUAUUUCUUGAAAAAGGGACUUUUAGUAAUAUAUAGAGGGAUUUUAAUUUUUCUUUCUUUAAUUUUUAUAUACAAUAUUAUUUCUUUUGCUUGACUAGAGGUUCAACAGGCUUGACGGUAAUUUAAAGAAUUUUUUUGGUUCAUGAUGGAAUUUCCUCCAGAUCAAGCACUUCUCGAAGAGAAGAAUACUCUACUUCAAAGUUGCGGAUUAGAUGAACAAAUGAUGUUCUAUAAAUGGGAGUCCUGGUGUCUCCAGCGGGAUAAUAAGCCUGUCCUAAACUUAGACAACUUUAAAGCAUUUGCCGCAGACAUGAGAACUCAAAUGGAGCGCCAGGUUAGAGCUACUUUACGAGACAAGCCAGAGAAGAAAACCACAAAAACAAAACUUGGAAUGAACUUUGAAAAUAUGCUUGGCUUACCUGCUAAAUCCCAUGACUCGAAAAAUAGCAACUCAAAUCAUCCCGUGCCUCCCACUUCAGAUGCACCAAGUCUCACUGAUGAGUCCGGCCGUGUUCUUGAAGCUCUCAACGCACAUAUACCCUCGGCAUCUACUAACGCUAAUGGUAAAAAACCAGCAUCAACUGAAAUAACAUCAAGUAUUGAUCCGAGAGCAUACCAUUAUAGGAUCAUGUUUCAAAAACUCCAAGAUUCGUCUGAAGUUCUUGACGACCGAAUCGAUCUUUUCAGCGCUAUAGUUUGCGAUCACUAUAAGAUUGCUGAUGAGGAUCUUGCAAAUCCAAGUGAACUUACACAGGAAAUGGUUACCGUGGUCGGUAGAGUCGUUGUUGAUAGCAACACUGUUGGAGGACGCCUUAACACUAAUAGCAUUUUGAUAGAAACUUCAAGAAGACUAGGCGCUGGCGCCAGAGUUUCCCUUAAGUUAGAUGAAGUUUCUAGUUACUCCAUCUUUCCUGGACAAAUACUUGCUCUUAAAGGAUCCAAUCCUAGUGGUAAAACUUUUGUUGCUAAAGAAGUUUUACCUCUACCUCCUCUUCCAUUCUCUGUUUCAUCUAAAGAAGAAAUUGAGAAUUUUAACAACAAAGCAAACAACCAACCCAUUUCUAUAUAUGUCGCUUCUGGUCCUUGGUCUCUUCGAGAUGAUCUUUCGUUUACCCCUUUGAAAGCCUUAGUUUCAUAUUUGCUAGAAAAUCCUAUUGAUUUGGUUAUUUUAACGGGCCCGUUUAUAGAUAUCAACCACCCUAUCCUUUCCACCGGAAAUAUCCCAGACACACAAGUUACUUCUCUUGAAGAUUUUUUUAAAGAACGUGUUUCUCCGAUCCUCUCUAAAAUUUCUUGCAAGUGCAUUCUCCUGCCUCACAUCAAUGAUGCCAUUUCUAAUCACCCUGCUUGGCCUCAAGACACAUUCGAUCGCCAUACACUAGGCCUCCCAUCUAACUUUAUAUGUUUCCCAAACCCUUGUAUCUUUUCAGUGAAUGAAGUUGUAUUCGGCAUAUCUACUAACGACAUUCUGUUACAUACUUCCAAGGAAGAGCUUUUCCGAACACCAACCCAUGGGAACCUUUUCUCCCGAUUAGUAGCUCAUGUAAUCCAGCAAAGGCAUUUUUACCCCUUAUUUCCAGGUGGUUCUUUGGACAGAGGUAAUCCUUCGAAUAUCGAUAUUUCACAUCUUAAACUUGGAGAGCUAUUUAAAACCGUUCCUGAUGUCCUCAUUUUACCUAGCGAUAUGAGGUAUUUUGCAAAGACUGUCGAAAACGUUAUAUCUAUUAAUCCAGGAAAAGCGACGAAAGGAGUCGGUUUGGGAUCAUUUGCAAAGCUAACUAUUCUUCCUUAUCCCCUUGAUUCUUCAACUCCUUCUAGUGACCUUCUACACAAUGCUCAGUCUCGUACUAAAGUUGAGAUACUAAAGUUAUAAACCCAUUACUUCCGUUGUUCUUCAUAUCACGAUUUGAUUUUAUAGCUACAGUUUACAAUUAUAAUACAUGGAUAUGCAACUAUGAUUCAUUUAAUUCAUUAGUUACAAUCAUCGUUCUUUUAAUUUAUCUGUAAGUAUAAUAAUUAUUAAUUAUAAUAUUGUCCCGCGAG
This is a messenger RNA of Schizosaccharomyces cryophilus OY26, 2082 nucleotides long. Its product is annotated as DNA polymerase alpha B-subunit. Gene Ontology annotation, molecular function: DNA binding. Lineage: Eukaryota; Fungi; Ascomycota; Schizosaccharomycetes; Schizosaccharomycetales; Schizosaccharomycetaceae. Gene Ontology annotation, biological process: DNA replication; DNA replication initiation. The record is from RefSeq and is a predicted model, not a curated record. The coding region runs from base 182 to 1912 and encodes 576 amino acids. The transcript has 4 exons. Gene Ontology annotation, cellular component: alpha DNA polymerase:primase complex.